GCCUUAUCUUUUUUUACUAUUAUUCUUGGCUCACAAAACCAAAGUUUAGGGGGUUAACCAACAGGCUAUCAUUGUUUAUAAGCACUUCUCAACAGGAGAACAAAAGAAGAGAGAGAGAAACACAAGCUAUCAUUUCAAAAGCAAAAGCUAAAGCAAGAAGAUAAUAAAGAGAGGAAUUCAAGGUUGCAGGAGGGUUUCUCUUUUUCUUUUUCUUUUUCUUUUUUUUUAUAAAAAAUAUCUGUGUGAAGAAACUGGAGUUAGGGAAGAUGAUGCAGACUGAGCAGCAGCCUCAGCACCAAAAUCAGUUAACGGUUCAAAACUCUGGGAGUCUCAGCUUUAGCAGUCAUUUGUCUAAGGAAGAUGAGGAGAUCUCAAAGUCUGCGCUUUCUACUUUCAGAGCCAAAGAAGAGGAGAUUGAAAGGAAGAAGAUGGAGGUUAGAGAAAAAGUUCAGCUUCAGUUAGGCCGUGUUGAAGAGGAAACGAAACGUUUGGCCUCGAUUCGUGAGGAGCUUGAAGCACUGGCAGAUCCUAUGAGGAAGGAAGUUGCUGUGGUCCGAAAGAAGAUUGAUGCAGUUAACAAAGAAUUGAAGCCACUAGGCCACACCUGCCAGAAAAAGGAAAGGGAAUACAAGGAAGCCCUCGAGGCGUUUAAUGAGAAGAACAAGGAAAAAGUACAGCUAAUCACAAAAUUAAUGGAGAUUGAACAGCUGGUGAGCGAAAGUGAGAGGUUGAGGAUGAAGAAGCUGGAAGAGCUGAGUAAGAACGUAGAUUCCUUGCACUAAUAAUAUAAAGCCCUUAAGUUGUGUUUUAACUCAUUAGGCUUGUGUGAUGUAUUUAAGGUUACUUCCAUAUUUAUAAAUGGAUUGUGUUUACUGUUUUUUCGGGUUUGGUGUACUGUAUGGUGUAUUUUCGUUUGUAAUUUCAUUAGCAUUUGAUGAACCUUAGCUGAUUUAGAAAGGGAAAUGCCCCUAUAAACAGGUUUGUAACUAAACUCUUGGUGACUGCAUUUGCUUCUCUGAUUUUUCAUGCUCAA
Gossypium raimondii (Peruvian cotton) is the source of this 1033-nucleotide messenger RNA. RefSeq lists its product as uncharacterized. The coding region runs from base 267 to 782 and encodes 171 amino acids. The record is from RefSeq and is a predicted model, not a curated record. NCBI's taxonomy places the organism in Eukaryota, Viridiplantae, Streptophyta, Magnoliopsida, Malvales, Malvaceae. The transcript is spliced from 4 exons.